GGAACAGGCCGCCGCGCGCGGUGCACGGACCCGCAGCCCCCGCCGGCCCGGCCGGGUCGGGCGGCCCAGGGCCCCACCUUCCUAUUUCUCCCCGGCCACAGCCCGCCCAUCACAGUUGAGGAGCUGUUUGCCUGAAGUUAAUUUCCGGAGGCAGGAGCCCCCAGGGCUGGCCAGGGGAUGAACCGCGAGGGGGCGCCCGGGAAGAGCCCGGAGGAGACGUACAUUCAGCAGAAGGUUCGAGUGCUGCUCAUGCUGAGGAAGAUGGGAUCCAAUCUGACGGCCAGCGAGGAGGAGUUCCUGCGCACCUACGCGGGGGUGGUGAACAGCCAGCUCAGCCAGCUGCCCCAGCACUCCAUCGACCAGGGUGCAGAGGAUGUGGUGAUGGCAUUUUCCAGGUCGGAGACGGAGGACCGGAGGCAAUAGCGGUGAACCCCUUGGAACACCCUGGAAGCUGCCAGAAGAUCUGUGAGGACCUCGGCCAGCUGAGUGGCGGCAGAUGACCUUCCCGGUUCCCCUGCCCUUACACCCCCACCCCACCCGCCCCGCCCCACAGUCACUCAGCAGGGCUGGCAUCAAGGGAGCCACCCGGUGGUGCAGUUACAAUUGGCUUAAAGGGACGGACUCCUGAUUGGCUGCAGAAAGAAACCCUUUUAUUUUUAAAUCUUGACCAACAGACACCUUUUAUUUUUAUUUCUGACUUUUUUUUUUUUUUUUUUUUUUUUUUUUUUUAAUUUGCGCCUCGGUGUAUGGCUUCCCAGGAAGCUCUCCGAGAUCUGGUGCUUUAUUUAGGUCACUUUUUAGGAAUGUGAAGAGGCCUGAUUGGCUGCUUAAACUGGAAAAGGAUUUUGAUUGGCCGGCUAGCGGGGAAUGGUUUUUUUCUUUGAUUGGCUGCAGGUGUUCUGCUGAUAGCAACAGCUUCUCUCUUUUGAAUGCUGAAAACAGGGUUCGGGACAUUGGUUGUUAUAUUUGACUUGAAAAGAAAAAAAAAAGAAAGAAAGAAAGAAA
Molecule: messenger RNA, 1005 nt
Organism: Neogale vison (American mink)
Lineage: Eukaryota; Metazoa; Chordata; Mammalia; Carnivora; Mustelidae
Gene: CTNNBIP1
Product: catenin beta interacting protein 1
Exons: 5
Coding region: 178-423 (81 amino acids)
Biological process (GO): negative regulation of Wnt signaling pathway
Cellular component (GO): nucleus; cytosol; beta-catenin destruction complex
Molecular function (GO): beta-catenin binding
Source: RefSeq, a predicted model, not a curated record